Parasteatoda tepidariorum (common house spider) is the source of this 2615-nucleotide messenger RNA. NCBI's taxonomy places the organism in Eukaryota, Metazoa, Arthropoda, Arachnida, Araneae, Theridiidae. The record is from RefSeq and is a predicted model, not a curated record.
ACAUUUGUCUGUUUACUUAUUUUGCUGGAGAAUGUCGGUCUUCUCCGUAUGUAAAUUUAGCUUAUAAAUUAUGAGUUGUUUUGAAUAUUAUUUUAUCAUACAACAAAAUUUGUUUCAUCUUUUAAAUACCUAAACAAUUGCAGUUACAUUUCUGCUCAGUUAAUUUUUGAAAAUGUCAUUAAGACCGAGGGUUGUUGAUUUUACUUCUGUAUGGAAUAUUCUAAAGGAAACAGUGGAAGGUGUCAUUACACUGGGAGAUAUCAGCCGCCACACUUGGAAUGACAGAUUUACUGAUGUUUACACACUUUGUGUUGCUUUUCCUGAGCCUUUGGGUGAUAUGCUAUACCAAGAAACUAAAAAGUAUCUUGAAGAGCAUGUUAAACAUCUUCACAAGUCAGUUGUAUCCUCUCAAGAAGGUUUAUUAGCUGCCUAUUAUCAGAGCUGGGUGGAGUAUAGUAAAGGGAUUGGAUAUUUAAAUAAACUCUACAUGUAUUUAAACACUCAACACAUUAAGAAACAGAGAUUUAAUGAAGCUGACUUACAAUAUGGAAGAUCAGAUAUUGGUGAUCAAAUGCUUGAAAUUGGCGAAUUAGGUUUAGACCUUUGGAAGAAAUAUAUGAUAGAGAAGCUAUCUGACAACUUAGUUCAUUUACUUUUAGAGGGCAUAAAACAGGACCGACAGGGAGACUCUCCACCGAAUCAGUCCGUCUUUCAUGGGGUAAUACAGUCAUUUGUCCAGGUUGAAGAUUAUAGGAAGAAUGACAACCUAUUCUAUUACCAAGAAAUCUUUGAGAAGCCUUUCUUAAUAAAAACUGGAGAACAUUAUACUUUAGAAGCUAACCGCCUACUGCAAGAGAAUGAUUGCUCACAAUACAUGGAAAAGGUUCUCCAACGAUUAGACGAAGAAAACUUACGAAGUCGUAAGUACCUACACCCCAGCUCCUAUCCUAGAGUAACACAAGAAUGUGAACGUAGAAUGGUAGCUGAUCAUCUUCAGUUUCUACAUGGAGAAUGCAAAAGGAUGGUAGAGCAGGAGAGUAGAAGAGACCUGCAACACCUGUACCUCCUUUUGAAAUCCAUCCCUAGUGCAUCUGAUGCUCUUAUUCAAGAACUUCAACAGCACAUCACUAAAAGAGGAUUAGAUGUUGUAUAUAAUUUAAAAGGAGAUAAUGUGCCUCAAUUAUUUGUGGAAUCUCUCCUUGAAGUUCAUGAAAAAUACAGCAAUCUCAUAAAAAAUGUUUUUUCUGCUGAUCAACAAUUUAUUGGAGCCUUAGACAAGGCAUGUUCAGCAGUCAUUAAUUAUAAAGGGAGUUCAAAGUUUUCUUGCCGAUCUCCUGAACUGUUAGCAAAGUACUGUGAUUCCUUGUUAAAGAAGAAUGCUAAGACCUGUACAGAAACAGAAGUUGAAUCAAAAUUAGGGCAAUCCAUCACUGUCUUUAAAUACAUUGAUGACAAGGAUGUCUUUCAAAAGUUUUAUGCCAGGAUGCUGGCGAAGAGAUUAAUUUAUGCUCAAUCUAUGUCUAUGGAUGCUGAAGAGACUAUGAUAAACAAAUUAAAACAAGCUUGUGGUUAUGAGUUCACCAGCAAACUCCAUAGAAUGUUCACAGAUGUGAGUGUGAGUGGUGAUCUUCAAGGACGCUUUAAUCAGUAUUUGAGGGAUGAAAAUGUCGAUCUUGGAAUUAAUUUCAGUAUCUCCGUUUUACAAGCAGGUGCCUGGCCACUUGGUCAAACAGCUAUUUCACCUUUUGCCAUUCCCUUAGAGCUUGAAAAGAGUGUACAAAAGUUUGAGAACUUCUACAAUACUAGAUUUAAUGGUAGAAAACUCACGUGGCUACACCAUCUCUGUAAUGCUGAAUUGAAAUUGGGUUACCUAAAGAAAGCAUACAUAGUCACCAUGAGUACUUAUCAAAUGGCUAUAUUGCUGCUUUAUGAGAAAACUGAUUCCCUCUCCUAUGUAGACAUACAAGAAAAUACAAAACUGAGUGAUGAGCAGUUGAGUAAACAGAUACAAAGUCUUAUAGAAUCAAAACUUUUGAUCUCAAAUACUGAAAAAAUUGACUCUCAAAGUAGUUUUAGCUUAAAUAAAGAUUAUUCAAAUAAAAGGACUAAAUUUAAAUUAGUGGCAGUUAUUCAGAAAGAGACCACUCAGGUAUGUGUUGAUCAAGAAGUUGAACAGACUCAUGUGUCGGUGGAUGAAGAUAGGAAACUUUAUCUGCAAGCUGCAAUCGUCCGCAUCAUGAAGGCUCGCAAAGUCUUGCGCCACAAUGCCUUAAUACAAGAAGUGAUCAGCCAGUCAAAAAAUCGUUUUGUACCGAAUAUAUCUAUGAUCAAGAAGUGCAUAGAAGCCUUAAUAGACAAGCAAUAUAUAGAACGGACUCCUAACUCUACUGAUGAAUAUAGCUACGUUGCAUGAUAGAUAUUUAUAUUUUAUCAAAUCAUCUCUCUCUCAAGCAAUGUUGUUGACAUAUGGAACUGCCAUCCUAAGAUUUGUACAUUUUUUUUAAAACCUCCCAAGAGUAUACUACCCAUUUUGUAAAUGGACUGUAAAAAUGAAUUUUGUUUUUUUCUUUUAUGUUGCACAAAUAUAAAAGAUAAAUAAAUGAAUUAUCACAAUA